Messenger RNA from Phyllostomus hastatus (greater spear-nosed bat), 2261 nucleotides. RefSeq names its product MBL associated serine protease 2 (gene MASP2). Gene Ontology annotation, biological process: proteolysis; complement activation, lectin pathway. Gene Ontology annotation, molecular function: serine-type endopeptidase activity; calcium ion binding. Bases 157 to 2217 code for a protein of 686 amino acids. The transcript is spliced from 11 exons. Gene Ontology annotation, cellular component: extracellular region. Lineage: Eukaryota; Metazoa; Chordata; Mammalia; Chiroptera; Phyllostomidae. The record is from RefSeq and is a predicted model, not a curated record.
CUGCCUUGCAGUCUGGGCGGCCAGGAGCCAUGGGGUCGAUUCCCAGAAUUCCAGGGUCAGGACGGCUGGGGGCAGGGCCAGGUGCCGGACAAACAGUUCAAAGGUGAGGAGGCUGUGCGAAGGCAGAGCAGGCCCGGCCAGCAGGACCGGCACACCAUGAGGCUGCUGAUCCUCCUGGGCCUGCUGUGGGGCUCGGCGGCCGCGCCCCAGGGCCUGCCGUGGCCCAAGCCCGUGUUCGGGCGCCUGGCGUCCCCGGGCUUCCCGGAGAAGUACGCCAACGACCAGGAGCUGCGCUGGAACCUGACGGCGCCACCAGGCUACCGCCUGCGCCUCUACUUCACCCACUUCCACCUGGAGCUGUCCUACCUCUGCGAGUACGACUUCGUCAAGCUGAGCUCGGGACCCACGGUGCUGGCCACGCUGUGCGGCUGGGAGAGCACUGACACGGAGCGGGCCCCGGGCAACGACACCUUCUACUCGCCGGGCAACAGCCUGGAGGUGACCUUCCGCUCGGACUACUCCAACGAGAAGCCGUUCCGGGGCUUCGAGGCCUUUUACGCAGCCGAGGACAUCGAUGAGUGCCAGGUGGCCCCCGAAGAGGCGCCGCCCUGUGAGCACCAUUGCCACAACCACCUGGGCGGCUUCCACUGCUCCUGCCGGGCGGGCUUCGCUCUCCACCAGAACAAGCGGACCUGCUCAGCCCUGUGCUCAGGCCAGGUCUUCACCGCGCGGUCUGGGGUGAUCAGCAGCCCCGAAUACCCACGGCCGUACCCCAAACUCUCCAGUUGCACCUACAGCAUCCGCCUGGAGGAGGGGUUCAGGGUCAUCCUGGACUUCGUGGAGUCCUUCGACGUGGAGACGCACCCCGACGUCCAGUGCCCCUACGACUCCUUCAAGAUUCAAACAGACACGGGGGAACACGGCCCCUUUUGUGGGAACACACUGCCCCCCAGGAUUGAAACCAAGAGCAACUCCGUGACCAUGACCUUCACUACCGACCAGUCGGGGGACCACCGGGGCUGGAAGGUGCACUACAGCAGCACGGCUCAGCCUUGCCCUGAUCCGGUGGCGCCACCUAAUGGCCACGUCGUACCUGUGCAGGACAAGUACAUCCUGAAAGACAGCUUCUCGGUCGUCUGCGAGACUGGCUAUGAACUUCUGCAAGGUCAUUUGCCCCUGGAAUCGUUUGCUGCAGUCUGUCAAAAAGACGGAUCUUGGGACAAACCGAUGCCGGAAUGCAGCAUUGUUGACUGCGGCCCUCCCGAGGACCUGCCCCACGGCCGGGCGGAGCACGUCACAGGCCCCGACGUGACCACGUACAAGGCCGAGAUUCGGUACCGCUGCACCGGGGCCUUCUACACUGUGAGGACAGAUGACGGUAAAUACGUGUGUGAGGCUGAUGGAUUCUGGACGAGCUCCAAAGGAGAAAAAUCACUCCCAGUCUGUGAGCCUGUUUGCGGAAUGUCUGCCCGUACCGGAGGAGGUCGGAUAUAUGGAGGGCAAAACGCAAAGCUGGGUGAUUUCCCUUGGCAAGUCCUGCUAUUAGGUGACACGACCGCAGCAGGUGCACUUCUGCAUGACAACUGGGUCCUGACAGCCGCCCAUGCGGUGCACGGGCACAGAGAAGACGCCUCCUCCCUGCACAUCCGUAUGGGCACGCUGAAGAGGCUGUCCCCUCACUACACUCAAGCCUGGGCAGAGGCCGUGUUUGUGCACGAAGGCUACACCCACGGCGCCGGCUUCGACCACGACAUAGCAUUGGUUAAACUGAAGGACAAAGUCGUAAUCAAUAGCAACAUCAUGCCUAUCUGCCUGCCAACAAAAGCAGCCGAGGCCUUCAUGAGGACAAAUGACACUGGAACUGCAUCUGGAUGGGGACUGACGGGCAGGGGUCUCCCUGCCAGAGGCCUGAUGUACGUGGACAUACCAGUAGUUGACCAUCAGAAAUGCGCCGCUGCCUACGCAAAGGAGCCCCACCUAGGGGCGCGGGUGACUGAUAACAUGCUGUGUGCCGGCCUGGAGUGCGGGGGCAAGGACAGCUGCAGAGGUGACAGCGGAGGGGCCCUAGUGUUUCUAAACAAUGACACACACAGGUGGUUUGUGGGAGGAAUAGUGUCCUGGGGUUCUAUCAAUUGUGGGGAAGCACAAUCAUAUGGUGUCUACACAAAAGUCACUAACUACAUUCCCUGGAUCAAGAAAAUAAUCAGUAACUUUUAAUUUGUAUGUCUUCAGUUAGUUAUUAAAAACAAACCUGUAAAAGA